Molecule: messenger RNA, 1202 nt
Organism: Papaver somniferum (opium poppy)
Lineage: Eukaryota; Viridiplantae; Streptophyta; Magnoliopsida; Ranunculales; Papaveraceae
Product: ACT domain-containing protein ACR12-like
Exons: 10
Coding region: 106-966 (286 amino acids)
Cellular component (GO): chloroplast thylakoid membrane; chloroplast stroma
Source: RefSeq, a predicted model, not a curated record
GAGUAUAUCAUAGCCGAGAUGAAGAAGUAACAAGAGUCGACGAAGAAGAACAAAAGAAAAAAAGAAAAGAAAAAAAGGCAAGGCAAGAACACAAGAAAGAUCGCCAUGGCAAUCACAAAUACUUUCUGUUCUUCUUUCAUUAUCCCCCGAUCUAGGGUUACUGAUUUUGGUUCAAUUUCAAAAAUAUCACUGUUUACUACUACUGCUAGUCAGAUUCAUCAUCGGAUUGGAUUUGGUGAUCAAUUUGGUUUCAUGUCAUCUACAAACAAGUGCAUUUUGCGAGCUUCAAUUGAUUCAGUAGAAUCAAAAUUUUCGAAGUCAGAGCAGGAUGGUGAAUCUGUUCCAGUGCCAAUAGUUUUGAUAGAUCAAGAUUCAGAUUCUGACGCAACACUUGUACAAGUUAGCUUUGGAGAUCGUCUUGGAGCUCUUAUCGACACGAUGAAGGCCCUUAAAGAUUUAGGGCUGGAUGUGACAAAGGGAACUGUGACAACUGUGGAAUCGGUAAUAGAGACCAAAUUUUUCAUUACACGCAUGGGGCGGAAAGUCGAGGAUCCAGAUAUGUUGGAAACAAUAAGGCUCACCAUCAUUAACAACCUUCUGAAGUAUCAUCCGGAAUCCAGUGAGCGGCUUGCUAUGGGUGAGGCUUUUGGAAUUAAAGCUCCAGAGAAGAAGCUUGAUGUUGAUAUUGCCACACAUAUCCAUAUAACAGAUGAUGGGCCCAAAAGAAGCAUGCUUUAUAUAGAGACAGCAGAUCGACCUGGGUUGUUAAUGGAAAUCAUCAAGAUCAUGGGUGAUUGCAAUGUCUAUGUCGAAUCAGCAGAAAUUGAUACAGAAGGAUUGGUAGCAAAGGAUAAGUUUCAUGUUAGCUACAGCGGAGCCGCACUAAAUGACUCUCUGUCACAGGUUCUUAUAAACUGUCUACGCUACUACCUACGAAGACCCGAAACUGAUGAAGAUAGUUAUUAAGUGGCGAUGUGUACAUGUAAAAUUACUCUCGGCUUAAUGUUUAAAGCCAUCUUAUGUUAAUUUAUGCUAUGAUUGUAACACAAUAACCAGUACAAGAAUUUCAUUAAGGAAAAACAUCAACCUUUUUAGUUUUGUUCAUUUUGCAACAAUUAAGAAAAUGUAAGACAGUGUAAAAGUCUUUUCAAGAUGUUUGGUUAAUUUAGCAAAGGCCGUAGGUCUCCCAUAGGUUUUUCGGG